AUGUCGUCCACCAGCAACGCCUCCAUUGACAAGCUCAACGGAGACAAUUACGCAACGUGGAGCCGGUACAUGCGCGGUGUGUUUUUGACGAAGUCCGUCUGGCACGUCGUCAACCGUGAAGUGACUCCGACUUUCACCGACCCGCGAGCGUCCGAUGACUACGUCAAGGCAAGCAACGUCGCGUUUGGUAUGAUGCUGCUGCACAUGAACGCGGACUACCAUCAUGUGCUGGACAACUGCGAGGAAGCCUGGGUUGCGUGGACAAGUCUGAAGACGCUGUACGGUGGGUCGCAGAAGGCAGGACGCAUCUACCUCAAGCGACAACUUUUCAGUAUCAAGAUGGCUGAAGGCACGAACGUCAUGCAUCACUGCAACGAGGUCCUCAACGUCUCCGCCAAGCUUAGCGGCAUCAGUGCGAAGAUGGAAGACGAAGACGUUGCGAUCUGUAUGCUACUCAGUCUUCCGAAGAGCUACGAAAAUGUGGUGCUCAACAUGGAAAUGAGCAGCACCGAGCUUCGCACUCAAGAUGUGGUGAGAGUCCUGACGAAUGAGCAUGCCAAGCGUCAAGGAGAAAAAGGGACAACGACAGCGACUACGGUGAAGGCUGAAGAUGCAAGCAAGGCAUUCAGCACCGAACGUGAGCCCUACCAAUGCACGUAUUGUGGCAAGGUGGCCAUCAAGGGUGUGGGAACCAUCAUGGAAAAGGUGGUUCUGCCCAACGGUGAAGAGCGUGAGAUCAAAAUCAAGAACGCGCUAUAUGUUCCAAGUAUGAGCAAGAACCUGCUCUCGGUGCCACAGAUUAACAGCCAUGGCAAGUUUCAAGUCGUGUUUGACGGGUCCAAGAUGUAUGUGACUCUCAAGAACUCACAGCAAGUGGUGGCGACAGCCGAUCUUCUCGAUGGACUCUACUGGCUUCGGAAGACUCAACGAUCAGCGAAUGUGACAACAAGUGGAACCAGUUGUGCCGAUCUACAUGCGAGAAUGGGUCAUGCUCCAGUCGAUGUACUUCGCAAGAUGAUCGCCCCUCGCGACCAACAUGAUCAAGGAUGUGCGAGUCCCUCUCAAGUCGGGUGGAGCAACUACAUGUCGAGGAUGUCAACAAGGGAAAAUGGUCCAAAAACCAUUUCCAAGCAACCGAGACAAGCGCAGCUACGAUACGUUUGA
Molecule: messenger RNA, 1164 nt
Organism: Peronospora matthiolae
Lineage: Eukaryota; Oomycota; Peronosporomycetes; Peronosporales; Peronosporaceae
Source: the annotation of a GenBank genome assembly